AUCAAUCAUUAAAUUAUUUUGUUUGAUUGUUUAAACAUUAGCUAAGAAGAAAAAAAUUAUUCCAAAAAAAGAAAAUUUGAUAUUAAAUUAUUUUGUUUGAUUGUUUAAACAUUAGCUAAGAAGAAAAAAAUUAUUCCAAAAAAAGAAAAUUUGAUAUUUAGAGAUAUAGAAACUCAUAUUAGUUGAAAGGGGCCCUUCGUUCCAAUCGGAUAUUGAGAGUGUACUUCCGUUUCAUCACUUCGUAAAAAAAUUGGUAAUCUGAAAAAAGAUGGAGUGGGAGGGCAACGAGAAAGAAGUGAAGGCGGCCGGAGCGGAGCUACUCAGCGACGGGCGGCAAGGGCUUCGAAUUCACGGUUGGGAAAUCGAGUCUCGCAAGUGCUCUAUCCUCAAUUCCGCCCAACGUCAACAAUGGGAAGAACGACUUUCGACAUCCCACUUGCCAGAGAUGAUAUUUGGGGAGAAUUCUCUGACCCUUAAGCAUGUGACCAGUGGUGUUAAAAUUCACUUCAAUGCAUUUGAUGCGCUGGUUGGAUGGAAGCAGGAAGGAUUGCCGCCCGUUGAAGUUCCAGCAGCUGCAAUAUGGAAAUGCAGAAAUAAACCCUCACAACAGAUGGUUCUUGAUUAUGACUAUACCUUCACAACACCAUAUUGUGGAAGUGAAAUGAUUGAAACAAAUUCUCAGAAUGAAAGAGGAACACCAAAGGAAAACAGCUGCAGUCUCCAGUGGGUGAACUGCAAGGAGAAAAUUGAUUUAGUUACACUGGCAUUAAAGGAGCCUAUUCUAUUUUAUGAUGAGAUCAUCUUAUAUGAAGAUGAAUUGGCUGAUAAUGGAAUAUCCCUUUUGACGGUUAAAGUGAGAGUUAUGCCUACUGGUUGGUUCCUUCUGCUGCGUUUUUGGCUUAGGGUUGAUGGGGUGCUGAUGCGGCUGAGGGAUACUCGUUUGCACUGCACCUUUGUGGCGCCUGGGAAAUCAGUUAUUCUUCGAGAAAGCUGCUGGAGAGAAACCUCAUUUGAAUCCUUAGCUUCUAAAGGUUUGCCAACUGAUUCUUCUGCCUAUAGUGAUCCGAGCAUAAGCAGUGAAAGGCUUCCGGUCAUACUGCAGAGAACCCAAAAGCUCAAUAUUUCAGAUUCCAUGUAAGCAAUAUGUUAGAUUCCAUGUAAGUGAUAUGUGCUCUACUGCUCUAGGCAAUGCUACGGUGAAUAUUUUUUAUGGAAUUUAUCGGGUGAUAAUUUUUUGUUCGCAUUAGUGUUUAUUAAGCUCUACCCAUAAUGUAAUAUUGCAUUUUUACUUUUUUUACUCUUAAUGUUUAUGUCUGUUUAUAUUUUUGUCGAUUUGCAUUUUGUUUGGACAUAAGUAGUGUUGAACAUUGAAAUAUGUAGCUCCCUGAAGAGGUGCACUUAUCUAGUUAUCUUUUAAGAUUUGAAAAAUAUAUUGUUUGAUGCUCGUAAAGAUUCCUAAAUUACUGUUGUGAUCAUGAAAAAUGAGAACAGAAUAAGUUAAGAGAGCUUCUGUCCAGUGUUUGUGGAAGAAUCAGAUGCUUGACAGCCUGUUCAGGCAGCCACCUGGGCAGAAAUGCAAAGUCCGAAUUCAGCCUUUUUGGAGCCUCAGGUCAACUAAGACCCGCCUAAGUUUCUUGAUGGCGCCUGCUUGAAAGGAAAAGUGCAGUUAAUGUCCUAAAAUCCCCAGCUGGCCUUUCCGACAACAGCUUCUUCACCUGAAUCAGGUAUAGAGCUUUGAAUAUGG
This is a messenger RNA of Cuscuta campestris, 1744 nucleotides long. The record is from the annotation of a GenBank genome assembly. NCBI's taxonomy places the organism in Eukaryota, Viridiplantae, Streptophyta, Magnoliopsida, Solanales, Convolvulaceae.